UGGCUGCAGCAAAAAGCACAGAAUAACAUCCCUGGCUCCCCGCUCGCCUUUUUUCCCCCUCUCUCCUUGCGUCUCGGCAAGCAGAUGAGGGCUCUGCUCACGGCGCUGCGGAGGCAAUGUUGGGACUUAGCUGGCGUCAGAAGCAGAUUCUUUGGAUGCCAUCAACAAGUUAAGAGUGGAGGACUCGAGCCAUGAGAGGGGAAGGAUUGAUAUUGAAGUAAGCGGCUCAUCAGACAUCAUUGCAGAGGAAAGAAAAGGGUGAAAAGAAAAAAGGGAGGAGGAGAACCUCUAGCAGAAUUGCAGGGACUGCAACUGCUCAACUUAGGAAAAAAAAAACUGCUAUACUUCUAGGAUUUGCUGGACAACGACAACAAUUUAAACCACUAUUGGAUUUUAUGGGACAGCUAAAAAAAAAACAGGAGUAACCAUCUUGGGACAUGGAAAUGUCUAUUUUCUCGCCUUUGCGUGGGCUCAGCAUUGUUUCAUUCCAAAAGCGGUUGGUUCAUUUUGUGCUUUUCCUAAAAGGUUCUUUCCAUUUGGAUGUUUUUUCCAUGUGGGUGCUCAAAAAGUCUGCAAAGAAGGACGGUUGAAUGCGGCUUCCGAUGUGCACAAAAGAAUGGGUUUUCAUUCAAGGUGGCCAUUGGUGGGACCUGCACCAGCGGCUCUUUGUCUGUACAUGAUCAGCAUGCUCCUUGUGUGCCUGCUGCCUUCUGCAUCAUGCACAACCUGCCCUCAAAAAUGCCGCUGUGAGGACCUGCAGUUUUACUGCGACACCCAAGGACUUCAGGCACCCCCAGAUGGUGUGGACAAAGGGGCCCUAGGGCUUUCACUACGACACAACAGCAUCACUGAACUUAGCCCUGAUCAAUUCUACGGCUUCAGUCAGCUCACCUGGUUGCACCUCGACCACAACCAGAUCACUACGGUUCAAGAAGAUGCCUUCCAGGGGCUCUACAAGCUGAAGGACCUCAAUCUGAGCUCAAAUCGUAUCACCAAGUUGCCCAAUACAACCUUCAUCCACCUCAUUAACCUGCAGAUUUUGGACCUGUCCUUCAAUCAGAUGACCGCGCUAGAACCAGAAUUGUUUCAUGGAUUAAGAAAGCUCCAGAUUCUCCACCUACGAUCCAAUUUACUUCGUACCACACCCGUUCGUGCAUUCUGGGACUGCCGUAGCCUGGAAUACCUUGGUCUGAGCAGCAACCGUCUACGAAGUCUGGCACGAAAUGGUUUCGCUGGGCUCAUUAAACUCAAAGAGCUCCACUUGGAGCACAAUCAGUUGACAAAGAUCAACUUGGCCCAUUUCCCACGCCUCGUUGCUCUCCAAUUUCUGUAUCUGCAGUGGAAUAAGAUCAACAACAUAACAUGCGGCAUGGAGUGGACCUGGACCACUUUAGAGAAGCUGGACCUUACGGGAAACGAGAUCCGUGUCUUGACACCCGAUGUCUUUCAAACGCUGCCAAAUCUCAAGAUAUUGCUGUUGGAUAACAACAAAUUAAGUAGUCUGGAUGCCCAAGUCAUGGAUAUGUGGCAGUCUUUAAGUACUAUUGGCUUGUCUAGCAACCUCUGGGAAUGUACCAAAAGGAUUUGUUCGCUAGCCACUUGGCUAAGCACCUUCAAGGGAAGGUGGGAACAUUCCAUUCUCUGCCAUAGCCCCGAAUAUGCCCAAGGUGAGGAAAUACUCGAUGCUGUGUAUGGAUUCCAACUUUGCCAGAAUUUUUCAGCACCAGUUGUUCAGACCACCGGUACAACCACAGACGCUACCACAGCUGCAGAGAUGACAAGCUCCUUUUUUGGAAUUAUGCAGCCAACCCCUACGCAGGACUAUGCAGAGGAUAAUUGGAGCUACUCCACAUUGGCAACCACAACACAAACACCUAUCAUUUCUCAAGCAACCACCACUGCAUUGGAAGAGGCAGCUGUAACAGAUGACUUCUCCAUCAUGGACAAUACCGUUAUGACUCAUCGGGUCAUCAUGGGGACUAUGGCGCUUCUGUUUUCGUUCUUUUUCAUCAUUUUUGUUGUAUAUAUCUCACGGAAGUGCUGCCCCCCCACUCUGCGCCGGAUACGCCACUGUUCCGCUAUUCAGAACCGCCGACAGAUGAGGACCCAGCAGCGCCAGCCUAUGGCAGAUCUAGCUACGCAGGUGCCCUAUAAUGAGUAUGAGCCCAGCCACGAAGAAGGGGCACUUGUGAUCAUUAAUGGCUAUGGGCAGUGCAAGUGUCAGCAACUGCCUUACAAAGAGUGUGAAGUAUGAACUAUUUAUUUCUAGGACAUACGGUUUGCCAUUUGACGAAACAGGGUUUGAUUUUUUGAUUCGUUUUGCAGUUCAUGUGGAAAAUAAACACACACACACACACACACACACACAAUUUCUACUUUCCGGGAUUUGAGAACACAUGACAUAUGCUUACUGAUCCAAUGAAAGACAUGAUGGUGUUCGGCGAUGUAGAGAUAGGCAUACAUUUAUUUUUCUAUGAGUGCAAGUUGUUCGUAUAAGGCAGGGGCAAUCAUUUUGAACAAGUGUCAACUGUGAGAUUUGUCACCACCUUAUGUCAAUAUUCCUCAGCACAGAACAAACACUCAAACAUCAAAUGACCCUCUGUAAACUACAUUAAGUGGAAACAUUACGUGUUGCUUUUUAUAGAUAUCUGAAAUCACCUUUUAUUCACACCACAGAAACUGUAAACAAGUCAACUAACAGACACCAAACUAUAAAUUGGGUAAAUGUAAUGGUUCUGAGAUGUGAUACAUUUGCAUUAACAAAACCCAAUACACUCUUCCUGAAGGGACAAUGCGAAUGGGACAAUUUCUAGCAGGUUUCAUGUUUGCAGUAACACUGAUUUACACCUCCAACUAGUGCGCGAAAAAAAAAAAAGAGGGUUUUAUACCUCCCGCAGACAAUGGGUUUGUUUCAAUACAACAUUCAGAAAUUGCAUACACAUUCUUAAAAUAUCCCAUGACACUUAUCUACCUAGCUACUGCGCUGGUGAAUGAUUAACAAGGAAACGCUAAUGAUUAGCGCACAUGCCAGACGGGGGACCAUUUUAUUGUGAAAGAAAAAAAAUAAAAUAAAUCAAAGCUUUCCAUACCCCGGGCUCUUUACAGCUACCACACUAAUAAGGACUGACAGCCCUGAGAUUAAACCAAUUACGGCAAGGCAAAAGAAUCAAAUAUUCUGUCACCCACACCAGUGAUCCAGCAACAUUUUGCUUGUUCAGUCGCAAAUAUGUUUCUUAAUAGGCUCAAUCUCUAUGCUCAACAAAAGCAUAAGUGAUUCUUUUUAGGAACUUGUUUUUAUUCAGAGACAGACUCAAGAAUACUUCUAUACUAUGACAGCUGCCGGGUGUCUCAACCAAAACUGUGGACAAUACCAUGAAAACAACUGGAGAUCAAGUGAUAAGCAAACAGCAUGCCUGGGUCAGGAGACAUUUGUAUGCAGGAGGGAGAGGAUGUGCAUUAGCAUCAGACUAAAGCUGCUGCCGCAGCUCCGCACUUCUUUGUGCUUAGUUUGGUGAUGGGGGGCAGGGUGAAGGAGAGACACACAGAGGAUAUGAUGUUGAGCAUGGAAAGAGCAAAUGGAGGGGGGGGGGGGGGUGUAAAGUACUUGUUUAAAGUCAUGUGCAUAUUUCUGACCUUUUGAAAUAUGUGGAACAAUAGAAACUGAGUGUUAACACAUUUGGUUUGCAUUGAAAAUUCAACAUUUGACUGUACUACAACUGGCAAUCUUAGCAAAAUGUCAAAGUAUUCGAUUCAUAGACCAAUAUUACAAAACACCCAAACAAACACGUGUGCAGGUGUCAUUUGCAGUUUGGUCUCGUCACGUUGGUUUGAAACAUCCAAAUCAAUAUUUGUGUCUGUGUGGCAGCACAUUUUCAUGAGAUGUGUGUUCAUACGUCAAUAAUUAUUCCAUCUAAAAAAGCAAAGGGAAACCGUGAUUUCAAAAUCAAACAGGUCUGCUGUGUUGUUACUUUUCAUUUCCUUCAGCUUCGCACUGCUAGGACAACAACCCUUUUAUCUGUCUUGCAUGUUUCAAAGUGCCAUCCAGGAGACAGAGACGUUCAUUUAUGGUACAGAUAAAAGCGAGGAUUACAUGGCAUUCCAAUAAAUUUUGAUCAACUAUUUGACAUUUCACUGUUAAAAACUAUGGUUGUGCCAUGUGAUGGAAAAGCCACAGCAUUUGUAGAAAUAUGCAUCCCACUGCACUUUGGCUCUUUGUAAAAUGUUUUUGUUUCCUCUUGUCAUCCUUUAGCUCCCUAUCCUGCCAGGAAAAAAAAAGAAGUAAAAAACAAAGGAACCAGAUUCCUCCCUCUUGCCCAGCUUUUUCGUGCAAAAUGAAUGCUUCGCAUAUUUUGUAUUGUAAAUGUACAAUUUCAUAUCUGUAUAGUGCAUAAGAUGUGCCAUCAUGAUCAAAAAAAAGUAUCCUCAAAAACAUAACAGUAUAUUUUUAAAUA
Messenger RNA from Syngnathus typhle (broad-nosed pipefish), 4451 nucleotides. RefSeq names its product leucine rich repeat transmembrane neuronal 2 (gene lrrtm2). The coding region runs from base 617 to 2254 and encodes 545 amino acids. The record is from RefSeq and is a predicted model, not a curated record. Gene Ontology annotation, molecular function: protein binding. Lineage: Eukaryota; Metazoa; Chordata; Actinopteri; Syngnathiformes; Syngnathidae. The transcript is spliced from 2 exons.